ACAGCAUGUUCCAUUCCCCAACAAGACUCGCUACACUCGACGACGCUUCCUCUCCUACGACGAUCCGAAUCUACCUCCUGGGAGACGCAUUAUAUCCGAGGCACCGCCACACCAUGGUCUGAUUGGGGCUCCCUUUUCCACCGUCGCAUGGUUCACGAUUCCCCGCCGCCGACGCCGCCGACGCCGCCGACGCCGCCGCCGCUACGAUGGACGACACACCCGUGCCUAAGCUCGCGGAGCUGCUGCGGCACCCCGAAGACCUCGACAAGAUCCCCGCGCUGAAGCUGGAAUUCUCGCGCAAGAAGGGUGCCGUCGACAGCCAGCUGCGCAGCGGCCUGCGCGAGCAGCUCGAGACGACCCAGUCGGGCAUGACGGGGCUGAGUGACGGCCAGAAGACGGUCCAGGCGAUCAAGGAUGAGAUGAUGAAGAUCGACAAGCUGUGCUCCGAGUCCCAGAACAUGAUCAAGGACUUUGCCAGUAUCAACCUCGUCUCCCAGGCCCACCGCAACUUCGGUGCCGUCGAGACGAUGCGCCUUAACCUCGAGACCUUUGACGAGCGCGUGUCCGUCGUCGAGAACAUGCUGAGGCAGGACGACGAGGACAACGAGAACAUGCCGAAUCUGCUGCCCUGCCAUUACGAGCUCACCCAGCUGCGGAAUAUCAGAGACGACGCCAUGGAGCAGAUCCAGCGAGCCGAUGACGACAGCCUAGAGUCGACGCUCGAGGACUAUUUCUCGCGCCUCGACGAGACCAUCGACUGGUUCGACGAGCACGUGGGCAUCCUGGCACUGAACCUCAUUAACCUCGUUGUCAAUGACAACAACGGCCUGGUGGUGCGGUUUGCCGUGGUGAUGGAGGCCGAGGAGAAGAGCGAUCUCAGGGUGUUGGCUCUGCAGGAUGCGCUCAAGGACCACAAGGAGAUGGCAACACGUUUUCAGAGCAUCACGGACGGCGCCAAGAAGGUCCGCGGCUACAAGGAGAAGUUCCUCCAGGCCAUCAAGCUUAGCGCCGAGCAGCAGUUUGACCAGGCGCGCGAAGAAUUCCUCGACGACCCUAGCAAGCUUGAGAAGAUUAUGAAAUGGUACUUUAACGACCUCAAUGCCGUCAAGAUUGGCAUGACGCCCCUGAUGCCCAAGAAGUGGCACAUCGGCAAGACAUACGCCGACGUGUACCACCAGCUCAUGCACGACUUCCUCAUUGACAUGGUGGACGGCUCCGAGGCGUCGUCAGCACACACGCUCGAGAUCGUCGGCUUCCCCGACAAAUACUACCGCAAGAUGGGCAAGAUGGGCUUCCGCCAGGAGGAGCUGGUGCCGCACGUUGUAGACAACCGCGAGGCGGAGCUGGUGCGCGACUUCCGCGAGCUCAUCAUCAAGUUCCUCGACGAGUGGAUCGACCGCAUCUUCGCCCAGGAGACGAAGGACUUUACCGACCGCAACAUCGAGGGCUCCAACCUGGACCAGGACGAGUACGGCUACUUCCGCACCAGGAACCUGGUGGCCCUCUGGCGCAUGCUGCGCGAGCAGGUCGAUGCGGCCGCCAACUCGCAGCGCGCCGACGUGGUCGAGGGUGUCAUCGACGCCAUGUUCACGCGCCUGCGCAGCCGCCAACAAGCGUGGCAGCGCAUGCUCGAGGAUGAGGCGGAGCGCUACGAGACGAACAAGGUGACGGAGCUCGACGGCUUCCAGGCGCUGCAGGACUGGCUCGUCGCCACGGCCAACGACCAGAUCGCCUGUAUCGACGACAACGAGGACGAGGGCCGCCUCGCAUAUCUCUCCAGCUUCCGCCGUAUGUACGAGGCCAGCGUCACGCCCGCCUACAUCGACCGCGCCGACAACGAGGUGAACGCCCUGCGCGAUGGCUAUGUCGACUUUAGCACCUGGUGCAUCAACCGCUUCGCCCAGCUCAUUUUCACCGUCGACUUCGGCACCGUCAUGCCCGACUUCUUUACCCCCAAGUGGUACACCAGCACCGCCAUGAAGCAGAUGGUCGUCACCUUUGAGGAGUACGUCAACGACUACCGCCACGUGCUGCACCACUCGCUCGUCGACAUCUUCAUUGAAAUCUUUGCCGACGAGCUGCUCGUGCGCUACCUCUCCGCCGUCCGCAACAAGGGCGUCAAGUUCCGCCGCACCGACCCCUUCCAGGACAAGCUAUUCAACGACAUCGCUACCGCCUUCGAGCUCUUCGGCAGCCUGCCCUCGCCCGAGAUCGGCGCCUCCAUCAAGGAGACCUGGCGUGUCACCGAGAAUUUCCUACGCCUGCUCACCGCCGAUCGCGACGCCGUCGCCGACACCUUCGCCUCUUUCAAGCUGACUUACUGGGACCUGCAGAUCAGCUGGGUCGAGGCCGUCCUCCGGUCGCGAGACGACUUUGAGCGCAGCAUGCUAAAUGCCGUCAAGGCAAGGGCCGCCCAGAUGGAUGUGGUCCGCGGACCAGAGACCAUCAUGGGACGAGUCAAGUAGACCAUGAUUUAAAAGACGGAGAGAUGACGGAUGACCAGAGGAGACGAGAGGGACAGAGGCAUGAAAGGUAUAACGGAGAAAUGGUGACAUGUAUGAUACGCCAAUGCGUCUCUUUAGCGACUAGAAAGAAGUCUUGAAAUUUAUCCAAAAACAUUGAAACAUUCUACUAUGUCGUCUUAAUCCCCUUCUAAUCUCACGGGCGCCGUUUCUGGUCCCAGAGAGGGUGCUCGACUAUAAUUACCAACAUUUCUCUCACCCGCACCUU
This is a messenger RNA of Ilyonectria robusta, 2730 nucleotides long. RefSeq names its product exocyst complex component Sec6-domain-containing protein. Gene Ontology annotation, molecular function: SNARE binding. Bases 207 to 2465 code for a protein of 752 amino acids. Lineage: Eukaryota; Fungi; Ascomycota; Sordariomycetes; Hypocreales; Nectriaceae. Gene Ontology annotation, cellular component: exocyst. The transcript has a single exon. Gene Ontology annotation, biological process: exocytosis; exocyst localization. The record is from RefSeq and is a predicted model, not a curated record.